AACAGGGAUUGAGACAGUGUGAGGGUUUGUGGAGUGCCACAGUGCUGUAAUGAAUACUGUAGUGGAAGAAGUUCUUUCACACUCUUCAUCCUGGAGCUGCUUUAUGUCCAUGAUCUGCAUGGAAACACAUCUAUGGAGAGGAAAUCCAGCUGCUGAGGGUCACAUCUGCAUCAUUGUAGCUGCAGUGGAUGUUUCAGUGUCAGGACUGAAGGCGGAGCUUUGUGCGUGUCAGGGUGAGGCCGCAGCAGCCGCCUCCAACCGGAGCGCUCGGGCGUGAAACUAGGAGGAAAGCCGACGUCCUCCUCUUUCCUCAGAAGUGAUCUGUGGCCGGCCGGACUUCAUUCCACAGAUGUGCUUUAACAAAGUGUGAAGCUGAACUCUGAGCUGUGACAGUGUGAGCAGUGUGAGAGUGUCAGUAGAUGAUCAGCAGAGGAAAGUGAGAGCUGCUGUGAGCUGAUGUCCUGAAGGGCUUUUAAAGAGUCUCUGAGUUUGACAGGAACACGAAGAUGUUUGUGGUGUUUGUGAUCCUCCUGCACGUUUCCCAGCAUGCCUCAGCUGUGGAGUCGUAUGAGGGGGAGGCAUUCAUCCUGCUGCCCUGUCAGUUUGACACUUUUGAUUUUCGAAAGCCCUCAGUGGUGUGGAGUCGCUCCGACCUCAGUCCUCCAAUCAUCCACCAGCGUCAGCUUCAAGGAGACGAACUGAAAGAUCAAAACCAGCGUUACAGCGGCCGAACAUCCAUGAAGACUGACGCUCUGGAUUCUGGAGACCUCAGCCUGAACCUGACCAACCUCCAACUGUCUGACAGCGCCACCUACACCUGCUCCGUCAGAGAAUAUGAACGUGAACUGAGUAGGAGUGACGUACAGCUGCAGGUCAAAGAACGGUUUCCAUCCUGGGCCAAAGCUCUCCUGGUUCUCCUGGUUCUUCUUGUGAUUUCUGGGGGUCUUUUAUUUCAUUUCCGACAGUAUUUCAUGCCAGUUUACAAGGUGGAGGCAGAUUCAGAGGUGGAGUCUGUCCUGCUGCCCUGCAAAACCACAGUUUGCCUGCCUAAAGAUGCUAAAGUGGAGUGGAAGAUUGGUUCAUACACCAAGGUCCACGUGUAUCAGAACGGCUCUGACCAGCCUGAACAACAGCACCAAGAUUAUAAAGGCCUAACGAGCAUGAAGAGAAACUUACCUGGAGACCUCAGUCUGACCCUGAAAUAUCCCACAGAUGGAGACAACUCCACCUACACCUGCACCGUCUACAGCAGGGAAGGUUUCAUCCUGCUGAAAAAAGAAGUGCUACUCACUGUCAGAGUCCCCCACGUGGAGGUGGAUUCAGGGGUGGAGUCUGUCCAGCUGCCCUUCAACACCACACUUCACCUGCCUGAAGACGCUAAAGUGGAGUGGAUGGGCACAUCCGCAAAAGCUCACGUGCAGCUGCUGCUCCUUACUGGCCCACAGUCUCCACUGAUGGAUGUGUCAGCUCACUUGUACUGUAGCCACGGGGAGAGCGAUGGAGAGAUGAAGCUGACAACCAGAGGUGUAGUGCUAUUUGUUGAAGUAGCCCAGCGCACCGUGUGCCAUGUAAGCACAAGUUUCCAGAGAUGA
Messenger RNA from Oreochromis niloticus (Nile tilapia), 1592 nucleotides. Its product is annotated as coxsackievirus and adenovirus receptor-like. The transcript has 6 exons. Gene Ontology annotation, biological process: positive regulation of T cell proliferation; immune response; cellular response to lipopolysaccharide. The record is from RefSeq and is a predicted model, not a curated record. Lineage: Eukaryota; Metazoa; Chordata; Actinopteri; Cichliformes; Cichlidae. Bases 507 to 1592 code for a protein of 361 amino acids. Gene Ontology annotation, cellular component: external side of plasma membrane.